AUGCACCCCUUCUCGACCGUCACCCUCGGCAUCUUCGUCGCUGGCUACAUCACCGCGCGUUGGGACCUCGUUACUCGCCUCUAUGAGCUGGCAAUAUUUGCCGCGGAAUACGGAGUUGUUUUGCGUGCAGCCCGCGGCAUCGUGGUCUUGAGUGCCUUCUUCCUCGCCAUCUUUGUGCCAGUAGCCCUAGUCGCAAGGAGGGAAACAAGACUUCAUGAUGGGUUGAUGAGAGUGUUUUGGCCGACAGACAUUCGCAAAUCUGAUCGCACUGGUGUUGUCGUUGGAUGGAGGAACUCAACGCUCGAUGUUUUCGUCGUCACCAUUCUCGAAGAUGUUGAUGCGCAUAAUGUCGAGUUCCAUCUCAGGUCCGGUACUUUCUUCCGGAGUGGUCCCCACUCUCCGAGCCGGAUUUAUGACCUCUGUGGGCACUCGUCGAUGCAUGUUCUAGGUAUUUCCAAUGCGGCAAGUCAAAGCGCGGUUGACCCUUCGUGGGUAUGCGCCAAGACAAGCACUAACAGCCGUUACCCCCGGAUUUCCUGCGCCAAGGCCUCCAGUAUCCAGCUCAUCCUCUACGACAGGCCUCACCCAAAAGGCAUGCAGUACAUAUCCCUUAAUCCGAUAGCGUUGGCUUUAGGGGACAAAGGAUCGCUCCCCGAGGAUGUUGCGAGUAGUGAAGAUGACAGCGAAGAGACCAAGCAGGAAAAGGCAAUCAAGGAAAAUCGCCGUAAACUAGCCGAGAAGCUGAAGCAGCACAGCAUCGUUAGGCGAAUUGCCUCCGCCAGAGACAAAGCGCUGCCCAAAAUUGUCAAUCAGGUCAAUUGGUCCUGGGAGCUGGAGCAGGCGUUGCAGCAGAACGUGGGACGGCUUGGACCAAGACCGAAGCGAGGCCUCAGUGUCUCCGAGAGGGUAGUGGAGUCGGCUACGACAAUGCGGAACUAUGUGCUCGUGCAGUUGUGGACUCUGUUUUCAGUAUACCUCUUCCCAAUUGUGCAAAAGGCUUUCAUUCUGGUGCUGCUCUUCCAUAGGAUGGUGGCGGAAAUCCUCCUCAUUGUCUUGGAAUUUCGAGCCAAACCAGGGUAUGCCGCCCUCAAGGAUAUCUCUGCGACCGCCCAGCAGAUUGAGAUUCGUCUCCAGCAAUUCUGCUAUUGGCCAAUGCAAUAUGUUACUCUCCGCCAGCGGAAAGCCAACUGGGCAAGUGUCACUACUAGCCAUCCGGACUACAUUCGUUUCUACAACAGCCUUUGGCUUGUUGCCAACGAUGUGAUUAUCGGCAUGGCUGUAGGCUCGUACAUCAUUGAGCACAAGGACUGGGUUGCGGAUCAAAUUCGAGAUCUCCUGCGUACAUACACGGUAGAGGCACUCCAACGCGGCAUAUCGUGGCUUAUGGGAUGGCCCGCAGGCCUGAAACUGAACGGUGAAUUGGCUGCCUUUCUUGGCGAUUUGUUUCUCUGGGUCAUUGACUAUUGGUCAAGUUGCAUCGAGACUCUAAGCCCCAUGCUGCCACACAUCAUUUGGUUCAUUGGGUUUUCGUCUUUUGCAGGCGCAAGCAUGCCUAUCGCAAUGUUUUCAGACUUAUUAUCGGUCCUCACCAUGCACAUCUACUCGUUCUAUCUCGCGUCUGCAAGGAUAUACCACUGGCAGCUCACCAUUUUGCGGUCUCUCUUCCAUCUGUUUCGAGGGAAAAAACACAACGUCCUCCGCAAUCGUAUCGAUUCGUGCGAUUAUGACCUCGACCAGCUGCUUGUUGGGACAAUUCUAUUCACCCUUUUGUUCUUUCUUCUGCCCACCGUGAUGGUUUUCUAUCUCAAUUUUGCCAUUGCUAGGAUGAUUAUCAUAUCACUCAAGGCAGGCUUUGAUACGUUGCUAUCAUGUUUGAAUCAUUUCCCACUUUUUGCCUUAAUGUUGAGGUUGAAGGACCCAAGUAGAUUACCUGGUGGCAUUCAUUUUGAACUUCGAGAUACCCAUGAAUCUAAAAUUCCCGACACUAAUGAUAAACUUUUUAAUGAGCCCCCUACUUCCAUUAUCUAUCUCAAGAACAUUCCCCUUCCCUUCCACGACAUGUUCCACCAAUAUUUUCAAAUGGCUCACCGCAUACGCAAGCACUACCUAUCACCGCGAGUGUUGCUUUGUUUGGUGACUGGACAGUUUGUCCCUCCGAUUAACAGAAAAAAUCUGUAUAGUUUACAGUACAGCAUGUUGCCAGCGAGGAGAGCGACUGUGUGGGAGAUGUGGCGGGCAGUGAAUAUGGAAAUCGACAUUCCCCAGAAGAAGCCGUUUCAUUUACCAAAUAUUCCCGCGUUGCAGAACGGGGGUAAACGGCCAACAGGGUUUGGUAGAACUAGGUCAAGAGAUUAG
Molecule: messenger RNA, 2355 nt
Organism: Trichoderma harzianum CBS 226.95
Lineage: Eukaryota; Fungi; Ascomycota; Sordariomycetes; Hypocreales; Hypocreaceae
Exons: 7
Coding region: 1-2355 (784 amino acids)
Biological process (GO): GPI anchor biosynthetic process
Cellular component (GO): endoplasmic reticulum; membrane
Source: RefSeq, a predicted model, not a curated record